AUGGCUUGCCUGUGCUUGUGCGCCUCCUGCAUGGAGCUGCAUCGUGGCGCGAAGAUCACACAAGUGACCGAGUCUGGGCCCUCUUUGCUCAAUCACGCUGAUGACGGCAUUGCAUACAAAACACCUAUGCCAAUUGUGUCUGCGCCCCUAUCAUCAGACUUUUAUACCUACUGCUAUUGGACGCGGUUCGAUAUUAACCAUCUCCCAUCACGUCAGCGUUUCAGACGCGGGACACUGCGCAUCCCAGCCACUGCCGUCGGUGACGCUGCGAACAGGCGCACCCAGGUACAUGCACCUCAAAAAAUCAAGGUUUCGUACAAGAUCGGCUGA
Molecule: messenger RNA, 330 nt
Organism: Bipolaris maydis ATCC 48331
Lineage: Eukaryota; Fungi; Ascomycota; Dothideomycetes; Pleosporales; Pleosporaceae
Source: RefSeq, a predicted model, not a curated record